GAAAAAAAAAACAGCAUAACAAAAGCUAGGGGCUCUCGCCGUUCCAGACUGGCGCCGCGCCGCCGGAGCUCUCGCCGAGCCCAGCGCCUCCCACCUAUCGUGGCCCCCCGUCUCUUCCUCGUCUCGCGUCAUCCCCGACUUGGCGCCGACAUCCUGGCGCGAGGUUGGCCUCUCGCCGGAAGGCGAGAGAGACGGCGGAGCAGGGUCGCCCAAAUCUCAUGCGGCCAUGUCCUCCCGUGCCCGCCUCUCCUCCAUCUUCCGCACCACAGCGUCCUCAGCGUCACCACCGCGCGCUCCCCACCUCGCCCUGGCCGCCGCCACGGAGCGCGUGCGGUCCGGGACGUUCGGCCCGGAGGACGCACGCCACCUGCUCGACGAAUUGCGGCGGCGAGGCACCCCCGUUCCCGAGCGCGCGCUGAACGGAUUCCUCGCCGCCCUCGCGCGCGCGCCGCCCUCCACCGCCUGCAGCGACGGGCCUGCGCUCGCCGUCACUUUCUUCAACGGCAUGUCACGAGCUGCCGGCCCAAAGGUUCUGUCGCUCUCAUCCCACACCUACGGCAUCCUCAUGGGCUGCUGCACCCGUGCGCGCCGCCCGGAUCUAGCGCCUGCCUUCUUCGGCCAGCUCCUCAGGACAGGGUUGGGCGUCGAUGUCAUCACAUUCAACAACCUCCUCAAGGGCCUCUGUGAAGCAAAGCGGACUGACGACGCUUUGGACGCGCUGCUCCACAGGAUGCCCGAGUUGGUCUGUGUGCCCAAUGUUGUCUCCUACAACAUACUUCUGAAGAGCUUCUGCGACAACAGAGAGAGUCGGAGGGCACUUGAAUUGCUCCGGAGGAUGGCUGAGAAGGGAUCUGGCUGCUCGCCCGACGUGGUCUCAUACAACACGGUCAUUGAUGGCUUCUUUAAGGAGGGUGAAGUUGAUAAAGGAUGCGAUCUAAUAAAUGAAAUGAUGCAGCAGGGGAUUUCACCCGAUCUAGUGACUUAUAACUCCAGUAUUGAUGCACUAUGCAAGGCAAGAGCAAUGGACAAGGCAGAGGCGGUCCUCCGACAAAUGGUUCGUAAAGGUGUUCGUCCGGAUAACUGGUCAUAUACUAACUUGAUCUUUGCAUAUUCCGCUAGGGGUGAGUGGAAUGAGGCGGUCAGGAUAUUCAAAGAAAUGACUAGUCGGGGACUCCUACCAAAUAUUGCUACGUGGAACUCGUUAAUGGCUUCCCUUUGCAAGCAUGGAAAAAUUAAGGAAGCUAGAGAUGUUUUUGACUCGAUCGCAACGAAGGGCCAGGAGCCUGAUACUGUCUCAUACCUAAUUCUGCUUGAUGGGUACGCUACUGAAGGAUGCUUUGUUGAUAUGACAGACCUCUUCAAUUUGAUGCUAGGAGAUGGUGUUGCACCUGACGUCCGUAUUUUCAAUGUACUGAUCAAGGGAUAUGCUAAAUGUGGAAUGCUGGAUCGGGCUAUGAUUAUCUUCAGUGAAAUGAGGCAUCAAGGAGCAAAACCUGAUGUGGUAACCUAUUUGACAGUCAUAGCUGCACAUUGCAGGAUGGCUAAAAUGGACGAUGCUAUGGAAAUAUUUAAUGAAAUGAUUGAUCAAGGAGUAGCACCCAGUAUAGCUACUUACCAGUGCCUGAUUCAGGGUUUUUGUACUCAUGGUGGUUUGCUGAAAGCUAAGGAAUUGGUUUUUGAAAUGACGAGUAAAGGCAUGCGUCCUGACAUUGUGCACUUAACUUCAAUAAUAAACAGCCUUUGCAAAGAGGGAAGGGUAGUGGACGCACAGGAUAUAUUUGACUUACUUGUAAGUAUCGGUCUGCAUCCUGAUGUUUUUGUGUAUAGUUCGCUGAUGGAUGGAUACUGCCUAGUUGGCAAGAUGGAGAAAGCAUUGAGAGUAUUUGAUGCUAUGGUGUCAGCUGGCAUUGAACCUAAUGUUGUAGUGUAUGGCGCACUUGUUAAUGGCUAUUGUAAACUUGGAAGGAUUGAUGAUGGGUUGACUGUUUUCAGAGAAAUGGUGCAUAAGGGAAUCAAGCCCUCAACUUUUAUGUACAACAUUGUACUGGAUGGGUUAUUCCGGGCUGGGAGAACAGUUUCUGCAAAGGAAAGAUUCCAUGAAAUGAUCGAGAGCGGGAUCUCAGUGGGCACUGACACAUACAACACCGUUCUUAGUGGACUUUGCAAAAACAAUUGCCCUGAUGAAGCAAUUGCGCUUUUCAAGAAAUUACAAGCGAUGAAUGUAAAGAUUAAUAUUGUGACUAUUAAUAUUAUGAUUAUUGUAAUGUUCAAAACUAGGAGAACUGAAGGAGCUAAGGAUCUGUUUGCUUCUAUCCCUGCAAGUGGGCUGGUGCCUUCUGUUGAGACUUAUGAUUUAAUGAUGACAAAUCUUAUUAAAGAAGGGUUACCGGAAGAGGCAGAUGAUGUCUUUUUAUCCAUGGAGAAUGCUGGCUUUGAUCCCAACUCUCGACUGCUGAAUCAUGUGGUCAGGGCGUUGCUAGAGAAACACGAAAUAGUCAGGGCUGGAACUUAUCUUUCUAAAAUUGAUGAGAGAAACUUCUCUCUUGAAGAUUCAACAACAAUGUUGUUGGUCGAUCUCUUCACAAGCAGAGGGACAUGUCAGGAACAGAUAAAAUAUCUCCCAGAAAAGUAUCAUUUUCUUGCAGGAGCUGGUUCUAGUUGAUUGUUAAAUCAUAUUCAUUCAGCAGAUCCAGCAAUGUUGAUCAGACUCCCCAAUGCUAUACAAGGAAGAUGGAAGAAGCAAUGGUGCUGCGCCGGCAAGGUGGCUGCGGUCAGUUCGUGGGGCUUGCUCUUGGCAAGUUCAACUCGCUGCUCAUCACCUCUACCGACCUCUUCUCCGAGCUCACCCACAAAGGUGCACACACCAUCGCUGUCUCUGUUCUCGUGUGGCAACAGCCAUGAUAGUGUACAUUGCUUCCCAAAGUAGGAACUGGUUUUUCAUUGAGCACAGCCGUGCUGAAAAAUUACAGGAUUUUGGCCAUAUCUCUACUACAUAAAAGGUGGGGCAUUUCAACUAGCUUAGAUUCAGUUACACCACAAGUUGCUCAUGCUUGGCUGAGAUACAAGCAUUUGACUGUUGCUGCUUUAAUUGCUAAGCUAGCUUGUUUUUUUUCCUCCCACAGAAUAUGCUAGAAAAUGGUACCAUGUUCACACAAUAAAUAUUUGUGAUUUGAUUAUGGGGGCGGAAUCCAGAAUUGUGAAGAAAAGGCUGAAUUUGUGGUUUACUUCAGGUAUCAUGUUAUCAUGUAUAUGUGCUUGUGUACCUGAUAGGAUCAGGCGUAUAUGCCUGGGGAUGUUGCCGGCCAUCCAGCCGUGCAUAUCUCUGAUUGAUUGGGAGGUUAGGCAAGGAUAUCCUCGGUUGGUUCUGCUUCUAUAAAUCUUCCCUAGGAUCUCCUUGCCUAUUUAUAUCUGUACUCUUCCUUCUCCUAAAUCAAUCUACUGUUGCAAUCCUUGUUGCUUUCAUAUCAAAAGCACAAUUGUGAAGAUAAGACGAAAUUUGAUGUUGCCUUUCA
This is a messenger RNA of Setaria italica (foxtail millet), 3512 nucleotides long. RefSeq names its product protein Rf1, mitochondrial. NCBI's taxonomy places the organism in Eukaryota, Viridiplantae, Streptophyta, Magnoliopsida, Poales, Poaceae. Bases 227 to 2662 code for a protein of 811 amino acids. Gene Ontology annotation, molecular function: protein binding. The record is from RefSeq and is a predicted model, not a curated record. The transcript has 2 exons.